Bactrocera latifrons is the source of this 3935-nucleotide messenger RNA. Its product is annotated as serine/threonine-protein kinase D3-like. The record is from RefSeq and is a predicted model, not a curated record. Gene Ontology annotation, molecular function: protein serine/threonine kinase activity; ATP binding. The coding region runs from base 1303 to 3909 and encodes 868 amino acids. NCBI's taxonomy places the organism in Eukaryota, Metazoa, Arthropoda, Insecta, Diptera, Tephritidae. The transcript has 11 exons. Gene Ontology annotation, biological process: protein phosphorylation.
GGCGAAGUGCUGUUGAGCCAGCCAGCUGGGUUGGCGGCUAGCGCGUUCUGCAAGCACACGGAAAUACAUACAAACGUUUCUAAUAUUCUUAUGUGUGUACGUGUGUGUCUGCUAUAGCGAAGUCGAAGUGAAUUUGGACUUGAGAUUGAAUCGAAAUCGUGAAUUUAGUAUUCCGGCGAACGAAUAAACGUGCGAACGUGUGCAAGCCGAGACGAAUUUGGCGAAAAUAGCAAACCAUUGCAGUGUUUGAAUGCACUUGUAGACGCCACGGCCAGCUACCAACGGCACUUAUCGCAACCAACGCCAGGAAUAUAAUGUAAAUAUUUACAUCGGGCCAAUAAUAAGUGCUUUAACGGUAGUUUUAAUGAGAAAAGUGAACAGUACAACAAAAAAGAGAAACAAAGAUUAAAAAAGUAAAAGGCCAAGAGCAGCAGAAUUAUCAAAAAAGCACCGUUAGUUAUAGCCAUUCUGCCACGCACAGGUCGUUACAUAUAGCCAGUGGCUCAAAGACAAAAACUAAGUGCAAGCAACUAAGUAAUGCUAAGCAAAAGAAAAGGAGAGCAAUAACAACAACAUCAACAACAAUUGCGAACAACAGUUAGAAUCGGCGAUAACAGCAUCUGUAAUGGUGGUAACAAGCGCUUUAUCGCUUUAGAGCCUGCUCACCGUGGCCAAAACACCAACAACAACAGCACCCACAAAAACGACAACACUCAUCCAUUUGAAAGACCAUCCAUCGUUUAAUGACUGCAACACAACAACAAUUGCACGGAAAUUCAUAAACCAAGCGAAGUAAAUAUUUGGAAAGCAACCGUAAACAACGGCAAAAUAUAUAAGCAGCACUAACCAACCUAACUUGAGGGAAGUGGAGCCGCCGCCAAAGCAUUAUCUUCCAACAGACAACGACCAGUCCAGUCCAAUACAGUUCUUUAUUUGGGUCAUUCAUUGAAACAAGCCAUCCACUUAGCCACUUAAAGCGGUCUUACUGAACGGUUAUAUACCCAAAAAGACUUGCUAAGCAACAGGCCCACCCAUAGAAGAAAAAUCAUUUACUUACACACCGACACAAGUACAAAGAAACGGAGGGACAGAGGAAGUACAUUUAUCAGUCGAGCCGAGGCAUCAGGCUAAUCUCAGUUUCUACAUUAUUGUUCUGCCACAGGAAAAGUAUUCACAGUUGCACUGGCGCACUACAGACAACACUUCAAUAGCACCAACAACCACAAUAACGCCCCCAAUUUCGUUGCCGGCGGUAGUGGUUUUGGUGUCGGUGCUGGGGCGGGCGCUGGAGUGCCCGUUAUUAUGGAGGGCCCCGAGGUGACUUUCCUCUUUCAAUUUGGCAGCUUGCGCGAUGCUGUUUCUGUGGCCGCCAGCAGUUUGACGCUGAAGUCACUUAAGGACUUAGCAUGUGAAUUUAUCAAUACAAAGAUACCCGACAGUGGUUUGACACAUUUGCCAGAGCGUGUACUACUCUUCCGUCAUGACUACAACAGUCCAAAUGUCCUGCACAUUAUCAACUCGGCUUCGGAAGUGGUCGACGAGACUUUGGUAGAAAUUGUACUGACAGCCAACCCCAUUUUGUAUCCCACAUCGGAAAUGCCAACGCUAAAGCCACACACGCUCAAUGUACAUUCGUACAAAGCGCCAACAUUUUGUGAUUUCUGUGGAGAAAUGUUGUUCGGCUUGGUGCGCCAAGGACUGAAAUGUGAUGGUUGCGGCCAAAACUACCAUAAACGCUGUGUGGUGAAAAUACCUAACAAUUGCAGUCGCCCGAAUGAUUCCACCUCGAGACGUUCGUCGGCCCUACAGCCGCCACGCAGUCCUUCGGGUGGCUCAACACAAUCGCUAAUCUCGAACGAAGACCAGGCGCGAAGCGAUGGCGGCAGCUCACUGAGUGUUCCGCAUUAUCGCAGUCACAGUCGCUCUCCGUCCUCAAGUAGCCGUAAUGGCACCCACGGCAGCAAUCAUUGCCUCGGCGCCAACAUUUCCAUGUACACACCCACGUUCGCUUACGCCGAGAAAAUACGCAUUCCGCACACCUUCAUGGUGCACACAUAUGGCAUACCGACCGUGUGUCAAUACUGCAAGAAACUGCUGAAGGGUCUGUUUAAGCAAGGUCUGCAAUGUAAGGAUUGUCAAUACAAUGCGCAUAAGAAGUGUUUAGACAAAGUGCCACACGACUGUACCGGAGAGCGACAGUUACAAACCAAUGAUUAUGCGGACAACACACCCACACAUGGCCAUGCAACGAAAGCGGGUGACAACUUCUUUCGCGAAGAGUUCGAUGACAGUGAUUUCGAAGACAAUCUGUCGCCAAGUGCUAGCGGUGGCUAUAUGGGUAGCACGGUUCAAAGGUAUGGCACAGCGACUGCUGGAGCAAAAUCCGCACGUACUGGGGUGCCAAAGACCACAACGAAUGCACACAAUUCGCCACCGGAACUGGUUAAUGGGCUGGUCGGUAGUACGGAUGGACGUAGCGCCGGCGAAGGUCAAUCAAUUGAUGGCCAAUCGGAGCAAUCGAGCUCAUCGUCAUCGCCCAGUGCCAAUAUACCUUUAAUGCGUAUUGUACAAUCUGUGAAGCACACAAAGAAACGUGGCGGCCAAGCCAUCAAAGAGGGUUGGCUGGUUCACUAUACCAGCUUGGACAAAACAGUGAAACGACACUAUUGGCGCUUGGAUUCGAAGACGCUAACACUGACGCUAUUCCUCUCGGAACAGGGUAGUAAAUAUCACAAAGACAUACCGCUCUCGGAAAUCCAAGGUAUAGACACAAAUCGUGAUUUGCGCGUAGACAACAACUAUUGCUUCGAACUUAAGACCGCUACGAUCAGCUAUUAUGUGGGCCAAGAUCCAUUGGUGGGCAUACGUGAAGAGCAAGCGGUAAGACUGCCACCGUCAGACAGCGGAAUCGGCUCCGAUAUUGCCAAGAGCUGGGAGACAAUCAUCAGACAGGCCUAUAUGCACGUAACAAAUACACAAUGCUGCGAGUCUGAGGAAAACGUCCAGGAUAUGGGACAGCUGUAUCAAAUAUUCCCGGAUGAAGUGCUUGGUUCGGGUCAAUUCGGUGUUGUUUACGGAGGUGUUCACAAAAAAACCAAACGCGAAGUGGCCAUUAAAGUGAUUGAUAAGUUGCGGUUUCCCACCAAGCAGGAAGCACAACUCAAAAACGAGGUUGCCAUAUUGCAGAACAUUUCACAUUGUGGUGUUGUGAAUUUGGAGCGCAUGUUCGAGACGCCUGAACGCAUAUUUGUCGUGAUGGAAAAGCUUAAGGGUGAUAUGUUGGAGAUGAUUCUGUCACACGAGCGCGGACGGCUCAGUGAACGAGUAACGAAAUUCCUUAUUACACAGAUACUCAUAGCGCUAAAGCACUUGCAUAGCAAAAAUAUUGUGCAUUGUGACUUGAAGCCGGAAAAUGUCUUGCUCUCCUCCGACGCCGAAUUUCCACAAGUCAAGCUGUGUGAUUUCGGUUAUGCCAGAAUUAUUGGUGAGAAAUCAUUUAGGCGCUCAGUUGUGGGUACACCAGCCUACUUAGCGCCUGAGGUGUUACGCAACAAGGGCUACAACCGCUCACUGGAUAUGUGGAGUGUUGGCGUUAUAAUUUAUGUCAGUUUGAGCGGCACGUUCCCCUUCAAUGAGGAGGAGGACAUAAAUGAUCAGAUCCAAAAUGCCGCAUUCAUGUAUCCACCAAAUCCCUGGAAGGAGAUCUCCUCUAACGCCAUCGAUCUCAUCAACAAUCUGCUGCAGGUUAAGCAGCGUAAGCGCUACACGGUCGACAAAAGUCUACAGCACUAUUGGCUGCAAGACAAGCAAACCUAUCGAGACUUGCGCAAUUUGGAGGGUCAGGUGGGCACACGUUAUCUAACACAUGAGGCGGACGACAUACGAUGGGCCAGCAGCGGUGACAUGUGACCUGUUAAUGCAGAGACCGACGAUGC